Sclerotinia sclerotiorum 1980 UF-70 is the source of this 1032-nucleotide messenger RNA. RefSeq lists its product with no specific name. Bases 1 to 1032 code for a protein of 343 amino acids. The transcript has a single exon. The record is from RefSeq and is a predicted model, not a curated record. Lineage: Eukaryota; Fungi; Ascomycota; Leotiomycetes; Helotiales; Sclerotiniaceae.
AUGUCGGCAUCAAUGUGCACCACAAACUUAACUCACGAAUCCGAAACUAUCUCCAAAAUUGAAGGCAACCUACUCUCAAAGGAAGUCGAACUUUACAUGCUAGAAAUAGUAGUCAGUAUCGAAGAAAAGACCGUCCUAAAUCUCUUCCAUGAAGCCAAGCGCAAGAGAUUGGAAGCAAAAGAAUUCGGCAGUCAAUGGACGGAAAAAUCAGGUGCUUUGUUGUCGAAGAAAAAUCAACAUGAAUUAAUUGUCGAGAAUAUCCGUAUGCAUACUGCGUACCUGGAAAAGAUUCGUGGUGUUGAGGCAGGGAAUAAAGAGGGAUACACAUUUGAAGAGCAUCUGAAAAGGGAGAACAAGGAAUUGGAGAACAAAGUGGAAAGUCUUCAGCAAGCUCUGAAAGCUGCAAAAGCUUCUAUGGAAGAGGAAAUCAGUCGGUUGAAGGCUGACUUUGAUGCACUUGUGAUUACAAACCGCCACACAAGUGCUUCAUUGAACCAGGAGAUUGAAGGAUUGAAGGGGGACAAAGAAUUCCUUACGAUUACGAAUAGCGAUACAAAAAUUUCUAUGGGAAAUGUUAUUGACGAAUUGAAGGUUGAAGUUGCUUCACUCACGGCUAUCAAUCAUGGUCUGACAUCGACCACGGAGAAACAUGGUCAGUUGGAGGAGAGUAGGAGGAAAGAUUUCGGCCACAAAGUUGCACAGCUUGACAUGAAUAGUCAAGGUGCGAGGGCGAGCUUUCUUGAAAGUGCUAAGGAUAGCUAUACUAAUAAAUCGCGAAGGAGAUUGGAUUCGGGACGUCGACCUUCUAACAAUGUUUCAACCACGUGUGAUGGGGUUCGUAGACCAUCGGCUAGGACCACUAGCAACUAUAGAGUGGGAGGCAACCCUAAAGUGGGCGAUGACUGCCUGGUGCCAGCUCUGUACAAAUCGGUAAAAUCUGAUUUAUAUGAUCGUGAUGUUCGGGCUCCACAGGCAGUAGCAGACAGCCAUCAAGGUCGGGGUGCACAAUCAAAUGUCCAGGGGUGGUGGUAA